UAGCAGCUUAGUGGAAGGAAGUCCAACGAGGCCGGGAAGCAAAGCGUUUGGUGGUGAGCAAAGGGCCAAGGGGGCUGGCGGAAGGACUCGCAACAAGGGGCAAAGGGGUGGCAUGUGGUACUGUGUCUUUAAGAAAGUGGAUAACGGCUGGUUUCCCUCCCGAUCUCUGUGGGUGAAGUUUGUCCAGGAUUUUAUUCUACCUUGGUCUUGUGAGUGUCCACAGAGUCAUCCUGUAGUUUGUGCAGGUCGGUAUCCUGCUUGCUUUUGCCCCCAGUGGGGAGAAUCAGUCUACCGAGGUGACCCACCAAGUGAGUACACCUAAGGGACCCACAGUCAUAUCAAGACAUUACAAAAAGAAGAUGAGGGGAAGUAGCAUAUGGGGCAGAGAUCUUGAGGGGAAGGAGGACAGAAGUGGAACGAAGGCCUAAUGAAAAGGCAUGACAACACCUCAGCCGGCCUAAGGGCAAAAGGUGCUGACAGAGGGACAGAGACACGAGCAGUGAUUUGUCAGGGAGGUUGUUGGAGAGGCAGAGGAAGGCGAUGGACCAGACACAGACAUCGGAGACAGUAUGAUUGAUACAUUGUGUAAAACCCAGCUUGUGGUGCCAGAUCUCCAAGCCCACAAUUCUAUCGGCAAACACCAUAAAUGCUUGACGUGUCUUUCUUUUGUUUGUUUGUGAUGGUCUGCCUUGGGAGGGGGACGUGAAUUGGAGUUAAUUUGUGGUGAAUCGGAGUCUUGAACUGGAGAGGCCAGGGGUGAAAACCCCACUCAGCAUGAAGCUCAGAAGAUGACCUCUUAGGACCAGCUAGCUCAUAAGUUUGUGGGAUGGGUAACAUAGGAUGAAUUCCCAUGUGUGCCCCCCUGAGCUUUUUGAAGGGAAAGUAGGCUACAUCAGUGAUGGCCUUUUGGCCACCAGGGUGGAAGUGAAGUGCUGGCCAAGCAUCACUGAAUAUCAGCUGCUGAGUCCUGUUGAAGAAAUGUGGGGGCCUGGACUCAGUGCCGGUUGCCAUAGUGCUUUGGCCCAGAGAGGCUCAGUGUCACAAAGGGCUGUGUGAACUGAAAUGCUGGAUGCUGGGAGUUGGUUGCUCUGUGGGUUGUAGGAGUGGCGUCGGGUUAGAAGUGAGAGUAGUGCUAGCUUGGCUAGUUUUUUCUUGAGAUAUGUCUUCUAGUGCAUACACUGAGUCUGAUGAAUUUGAUGAGGACCUCAUGUCCGCUAGCAGCAUGGGAGAAGAAGAGGCGGCUGCUCUUAUGAGAGACCUGGAGCAGUCCGUCAGUUUUUCCAUAGGUAUCCUCCCAGAAGGUUUGAGCGAGGAAAAGCUGGUAAUUGAACUCGCUUCUGUCCUCCUCGGCCUGACGAGUGAAGACCCAGAGAUCAAAUUGAAGGCUCUCCAGAACUUCUUCAGGAACCUCACAGGGGUCAAGGCUGAUACAACUGCACAGCUGCCUGAUGAGCUAACUGGGCGUUUGGUGGCAAUGACUUGCCUCUGUGCAUUAGAGGACAACAAAGAGAUCAGGCAGAUGGCGGCAGAAGACUUGUGCGAGCUCCUGCCCAUCCUGCGUCGUGGCGAACAGAGGCUGAUGUAUACACCUUGGGGCAAGGACAUGGUAAAACGAGCUCUCUCUGUCCUGGGACCAACUACUGAACCCAACCCUUCUUUCUUCAGUGGCAACUGCUACAACCUUGCAAUGGUCUUCAGUGCAUUCCUCUCCUCUGAGCAGCUCCUGGAGGUCAUGCACUUCUUGGGAGGGGAUCUGACCACUGAAGGCUCAUUUGACCUCGCAAACAUAUUCCACCUGCUGCGCGAGUUCAUAAAGCAGUUCAGCAGCAAGUCGAUGUGGUUGGAGGAACUUCUGGACCAAUUGUUCAUCCGGUUAAAGGACAGAGUCCCACAUGGACAAGACGUAGCCUUGCUAGCCUUCCCCAUCUUGGCAGUAGAUCAUCUUGAGGAGGUGGUGCUAUACCUCCUCAAACACCCUUUCAGCAAGUGCCAGGAGUACUGGCAGGCAAUAUUCAAUGCUGCUGACCACAGCCAGAUACUUGUUGAGGUGGCAAAAUGGAUGCCGGAGUGCAGCAGAGUUGCGACUCGUGCAGUCCGGGUCCUUAACUUAUUCCUUAAGUCUAAUGACAAGCAAGCCAUGAAGGAGAGGUUUCCACACCUCUUACUUGCUCUGCUGCAACAUAUCUAUGCACGGCUGGAGGAGAAUCUGGGUGUGAUAGAGAGCCUGGAAACUCUGUACCUCCUCCUUAGAACUGUUGGCAUAGAGGAGGAGAGUCUGGGGGAAUACCUGGAGUACUUUGGCAGGCCAGAAGGCUUCAGCUACGGACUGUCCAUUUUGGUGAGCAUACUCAUCGCUAAAGGUUCCUGGUCAACCCCAGCUUUGGCACAUUAUAUUGGAGCUCUUUUUGAAGGCAAACAAAAAACUCGCCUGCUUGAAAUAGCACUGGACAUCUACCUUGAGCUGUUCAUAAACCAGCACAUCGUGGAGGCCAACCAGGAGACGGUGGAUUUCAUCUUCAACUGUCUUGGCCAUGACAACGCUCAAGUACGGAAGCUAAGCCUCCAGGGGAUCGCUCUUCUGCUCAAUUCAGAAGUGGACCCUUGGACUAUAUCGGUGGCUCUCUUAAGCUCACUGGGAAUGGCAUGCAAGCCAGAUGUCAUUCCCGAGCUAAUGAUGCUGGUGGAAAUUGCCCUCCACAGUGUCAGUGGAGAGAGAGGAGAGGCCUAUAUGAGGAAGCUGGCAUCCGUCUACUGUGGCUACAUUGCCCACGAGAAAGCCAUGGUUCGAGCAGCAGCCAUUGAACAUCUUGGGAUGCUUCGGGCCAGGUUUGGGGAGCAAUGGCCUCCAUGUAUACCUGAGGAAGGCCUGUAUGAGCUUGUGAAUGUUUUGAUUCACUUGGAGGAUGAGGAUGAGGUGGCUGAGGCAACAAAGGCCACUCUGAAACAGCUGGUCCCAGAGGUGAGGUGGCGGGUAGACCCCAAAACCUAUAGCCUCCAUCGUGUGCUCCAUCAGGCGGCCAAAUAUGUGACAAAAAAGUACAAGAAGGAUCUGGUGCGUGGUGCUGCCUUCAGCUGCAUGCUUCCUUCCUCCAACAAUCUGCCAGCAGUCUCAAGGGUGGCAGCACUCUUUGUCGGACACCUUGCUCACAAGGAUGCAACCUUCAUCACGUUGGAGGAUAUGGGCUCUUACUGUACAUGGCUUGAAGGGAUGGCCGAGCAUAAUGAUGAAGAGGUGCGGCGUGCAGGAGAAAGCACCAUUUGUGCCAUGCAAAAAGCCGUUAAUGACCAUACUAAAGGGAGAGUCCACACACUAAAGAAAAGGUUUAUCCGGCAUGUGAAAAAAGAAAGAUGCCCCAAAGACUUCAAACACUCAGUGCCUGCUCGAAAAUCAUCAAAGUCAUCAUCCAAAGCUGUAAAAUCCAAAGCUGUAAGAGUGAUUUCGGAGGAGGAUGGCAGUGGGGUAGACCAUGCAGUGACAACAGUAGCUACCACAACUAUCACAACUUCUACUACAAGUCAACCUUCUAGUACAACAAGGCAGCCUUCUACUACAACCACGACAAAGCAGGCUUCUACUACAGUUACAAGGAAACAGCCUUCUACUACAACCACAGUGAAGAAACCUUCCACCACAACAAGGCAGUCUUCUACUAUGACCACCAUAAAGCAAACUCCUACUACAACCAAAGCUGUGGCAACUCCUAGUAUGACUGCAAUGCAGCUGCCUUCUACUGCUGUUACAACGUCAGCUUCUACUAUGACUACAACAAGGCUGCCUUCAACUAUGACCACAACAAGAGAGCCUUCUACAACUGCAAAUCAACCUGACACGGAGCGUACAACCAAAGGAAAUAAAAGUAUUGAAUCAACUUCUUUGAAGACCAUAUUAUCCAAACCCCUUCUCCCCAAUCCAAAAAAGUAACCACAUCCUUCAGCAUUACUACCACAAAACCAUUGAGGCCAAAUACUAGCUUGCCACCUCACACUUCUUCAAGUAUUAGUAAUAUACUGACUUCUACUGUGGCUAAAGUCACAGGUAUGGCUGCUAUGAAAACCACAACUACUCCAGCUAAAGGGACAACAACAAUAUCCAAAAGAGACACUACUACUGUAGCUAUGGAAGCAACUUCAACAGCCGACAGAGACACAACCAAUGCAAACAGCCAGGCUGUAACAAGAAUGGAAAAAAGUGAAGCAACAAAUGAAAUUGAUAAAAGUGAUAUCACAGCUGCAAAUAAAGAGACUACAAUAAUAGACACUAAAGACACAAAUAGUAAUUUAGGCACUGCAAGUCCAAUACAGACAGCAGAUAUUACAACCACAGGGACUCUAAUAACUGAUAAAUCCGAUGCAACUGCAGAUUCCAAAGAAGCAACCACUGCAGAUAAGGAAACAACAUCUGUGGAAAGAAGAGAAUCAACAGCCAUUAAUCAGGAGCCAGGUAUGGAUGAUAAAAAAGACAGUAGUACUGUUGAUGCCACAGUCAUCACUUCAGCUGAUAGAGAAAAGGCAACUACACCUCUCACAGAUACAACUACAAGUAUUGAGAAAGAGAUUAAAGAGUCAACCGCAGAGCAUAAUCAAGAGACAGAAAACUCUAAAGAGAGAUCUGUUACCAGAAUCAAAGAAAAAAUGACAGUUGGUGAAAUGGAAACUUCAGAAAAUCAAAAAGAUUCUAGUGCAACUGCUGUUAAUGAGGGGAUGCCAACUGAAUUGCUGCCAACCGUAGCCGAUAGCUCAAAAAAAGAGACCAUGACUCCAUCAAGCCCAAAUUCUAGAGAUACUACAAACACAAUAGAAUCAGCAAUUACAUCUCGGACCAUCAGAGAAAUUGAUCAAACUCAGGAACCAACGAACAAGCCAGAGCAACUUGUAACUCUAGAUAAUUCAGAUCUCAUUCCUGAUGUUCUGCUAAGAGGUACACCUCAGCCUGAGGUUGAUUUUGGAAGUGUGAGACCAGAACAGAGUAGUACAGUGACAGAGACAAUAAUAGAGACUGAUCCAACAAGAGACACAGCCAAUCCUGAUGGUGAUGAUAAAAAUUACAAACCAGAAAGUAGUACUACAGUCAGAGCAUCAACAAUGACACAGACUGAGCCAACAAGCAACACAGACAGGCUUGAUGGCAGUUAUACAAAUGACAAGCCAGGAAGUAGCACAACAGUCACAGAGACAAGAGUAACACAGACUGAUCCAACAAAUGAUGCAUGCAGACUUGGCAGUGAUAGUAACACACCAGAAGGGACAUCUUCUAUACACAGAGUAUAACACAGUCAGAUCCAACAAGUAGCACAUCAAGCCCUGACAGUGAUGUUAAAAAUGACAUACCAAAGGCAACUACUACAAUCGCAGAGACAAUAAUACAGACUGAUCUCUCAAGUGACAUACCUACUCCUGAUGGUGAUGAUAAAAAUAAAAAAUCAGGAAGCAGCACUACAGCAGUACUCACAGAGACAACAACAACAACACAGACUGAUGGAGAUGAUAAAAGUGACAAGCCAGAAGGAACUACUAUAGUUGCAAAGACAAAAAUACAGACUGAUCUCCCAAGUGACACAUUUACUCCUGAUGAUGCUGAUAAAAACCAAAAGCCAGAAAGCAGUACCAUAGUCAUGGGGACAACACCAACUGAUCUAGGUGACACAUCCAAUCCUGAGGACACUAACAAAAGUGACAAACCAGAAGGGACUACUAGAGUCACAGAAACAACACAGACUGAUCCAGGUGACACAACCAAUCCUGAUGGUGGUAAUAAAAGUGACAAAUCAGAAAGGACUACUACAGUCACAGAGACAAUCAUAACAGAGACUGAUCCAGAAAAUGGCACACCUAGCCCUGUUGGUGAUGAUAAAAGUGACAGGCCAGAAGGGACUACCACAGUCACAGAGAGAAGCAUAACAGAGACUGAUCCAGCAAAUGACACACCUAGCCCUGUUGGUGACGAUAAAAGUGUCAGGCCAGAAGGGACUACCACAGUCACAGAGACAAUCAUAACAGAGACCUGCCCUGAAAGUGAUUACAAAAAUGACAGACCUGCAGAGACCACAACAGUCAAAGAGACAGUAAUAACAGAAACAAUAAUAACAGACACUGAUCUAAGAAGUGGUACACCCAAACCUGAAAGUAAUGAUAAAAAUGACAGACCUGAAGGGACCACAACAGUUACAGAGACGAUAACCAU
Molecule: messenger RNA, 6181 nt
Organism: Hemicordylus capensis (graceful crag lizard)
Lineage: Eukaryota; Metazoa; Chordata; Lepidosauria; Squamata; Cordylidae
Exons: 20
Coding region: 1160-3922 (920 amino acids)
Cellular component (GO): cytoplasm
Source: RefSeq, a predicted model, not a curated record